AUGCUGGUAACCUAUUUGGAAGCCAGCCGGGACCUUUGCGAGACGGACUCAAUUCUCUUUGGCGCCGCACUGGCAGUCUGCCGUAUUAUUGGCGCCAAAAUUUCCACGGCUGGACGCACUACUGAACAAAGUAGUGCUAUCCCAGCCUGGAGAAUAAGAAUUGAAGAACGUAUCGCAAAGGCCAGGGCCCUCAUCGGCAGACUGAUAUGCUUCAGGUCAGGCAAUACCAGGCCAAGGAUUGAGCGCACCGUCAGGAUGGCGUUUGCUGGGACAAAUGUUAGUUUGCCGGAUAUAAUGCAAAAAUUGACGGAGCGCAUAGACGACCUGAAGCAGAGAAUCGCUGCUUGA
Messenger RNA from Parnassius apollo (apollo), 348 nucleotides. NCBI's taxonomy places the organism in Eukaryota, Metazoa, Arthropoda, Insecta, Lepidoptera, Papilionidae. The record is from the annotation of a GenBank genome assembly.